GUGCUAUCGAAAAACGAGGAAGCACGGUAUCAGCUUCCAGAUGGCCGGCCACAUUUCGUUUUCAUGCCUCAUUGUGCAGUCGCUCUUUUGAAUAACUUUUUAUUUGCGAAUUGGUACCCUGAUCGACUGGCUGGCAUUGUGUUUUACGUCAACAGUUGGCCACACCUCCGUGCCCAACUUGACCUUGAACCGAGUGGAUAUGUGGCUACACAGUUAGCCUAUCUCACUGCCCUCCUCCCGGCACUCGUCUGCUUUCCAUCGCCAUCGACCUGGUGUCCAGCUAAUUGUGCUGAUUUAUCAACAAACUCAUUUGCGUUCAAACCGCAUUCAGAAAUACAAGACUAUGGUAUGUAG
Molecule: messenger RNA, 354 nt
Organism: Protopolystoma xenopodis
Lineage: Eukaryota; Metazoa; Platyhelminthes; Monogenea; Polystomatidea; Polystomatidae
Source: the annotation of a GenBank genome assembly